Colletotrichum destructivum is the source of this 552-nucleotide messenger RNA. RefSeq names its product Putative NADH dehydrogenase [ubiquinone] (complex I), alpha subcomplex, subunit 6. NCBI's taxonomy places the organism in Eukaryota, Fungi, Ascomycota, Sordariomycetes, Glomerellales, Glomerellaceae. The transcript is spliced from 5 exons. Bases 96 to 470 code for a protein of 124 amino acids. Gene Ontology annotation, biological process: response to oxidative stress. The record is from RefSeq and is a predicted model, not a curated record.
CUUCACAAGAUUCCCGACGACGAACAGAACGCCGGUCGGCAAUUACGCAGCAGCAACCCGCUCUCCUCCCCUUCACCAGCAUCGUCGCGCCCACCAUGGCCAUCACUCCGACCCAAUUUGCAAAGACGACUCGGCAGUCGGCCAACUGGAACGACGCAAAGCGCCGGGUUCUCUCUACGUACAGAGAAUGGAUCCGAGCUGCGCCUGAGAUCCAGACGAUGUACAAUGUUCCCCUGCCCGUGUCCGUCCUCCGCACACGGAUACGCGAGGAGUUCGAGCGUCACAGGUUCGCCAAAAAGCUUCCCGUGGUGGACGUCCUUCUCUUCAAGAGCCACGCCGAAUACCAGGAGACGAUGAACUUUUGGAAGCAGACCACGCACAUUAUGUCCUACUUUAAGGAGGAGAACUUUAGAGGCGACAAGCGGUUGCCCAACAGCUUCAUGACCGGAUUCUUGGAGGGCCGCAACUAAGAGCGCUGGAUGGAAUCAGAGCUCGUGUACAUAAACUAUACAACAAUUUCAACAACGAAAAAAAAAACCAUUUCCCGCAAAA